UUAGGCAUCUUAUGGCAAACUCAUCAAACCAAACCUUGCACCAGGAGUGGAAAUGACUGGUAACCUUUUGCUUAAACUUUCUGGUCAAGGAUCAGUCUACAUUCGUUCCUAUGAGUGUCUGGAUGAAGAUAGUGAUUAUGAGAGUGCUCUGGUGGAUUCACAGAAGGCUGAUAAGUCUAGUCCUACUCAUGGUGAGACUUUAGACAUCAUUGAGCAACAAACAGUCAUAGUUGACGAUGAUGCUCACCAGCAGAUUUCUGAGGUUGGCAGUCAGUCAAAUCUGUCAACUAAUUUAUCUGUUGAUGUUGCUUAUGACAUUACCAUCUCUGAUGAAAUGGAUGCCAUUGUAAAUCCUGAGCAUGGCAACGACUCCUUACCUCUUGAAACACAAGAUCGACAACCAUUCCAGAAUGUUGAAUAUUCUGAUAUUCAGGGACCUUUAGAAAUUCAAGACCUACCAAGUAAACUACCAGUCAGAGAAGUUCUAAUUCACAGAAGCCAUGUUCUUAAGGAUAUCAUAGAUGAAUUCAAGGAUCCUGCUAUUGUUGGCUGCACAUUAAGUAUUGCCAUUGUAGAUGAAAGGGGUAAUAUUGAAGAUGGUAGAGGUUCUGGGGUUACACGUGAGGUUGUUAGCCUGUUUUGGCAACAGUUUUUCCCUGCAUUAACAAUGGGUGCAAUAUAUUCUCUAAAAGUUGAAUGCAUGACAAAUAAAGAAAUGUUCCAUCACUUUCAUCAUUUGCUGAUUCAUUGA
Xenia sp. Carnegie-2017 is the source of this 751-nucleotide messenger RNA. RefSeq lists its product as uncharacterized. The record is from RefSeq and is a predicted model, not a curated record. Bases 53 to 751 code for a protein of 232 amino acids. The transcript has 3 exons. NCBI's taxonomy places the organism in Eukaryota, Metazoa, Cnidaria, Anthozoa, Malacalcyonacea, Xeniidae.